UUUUUUUCUUUCUUUUUACAGAUCAUGGGGGUAGAGUUCAUCUUCUUUGUACAGACCAACACACUUGAUAGGAGGAACCGCACUCUUCAUAUUGAAGCUUAUAAUGAGAGCUUCUCCUCGCGAGUCACCAUUCAAGAAAACUGCAAAUACUCUGUACACCCAGAAAAUAGUGAAUGGACUUGCUUCGAACAAACUGCAAGUUUAGAUGUCAAGUCUUUCUUUGGGUUUGAGAGUACAGUUGAAAAAAUUGCCAUGAAGCAGUAUUCCCAAAACAUAUCAAAGGGCAAAGAAAUAAUCGAACACUUCAUUGAAGUGCUACGCAAGGAGAACAUCACGGAAGUCCCCAGAUGGGUGGAGCCGACUACGAAAGCCACGGCUGAGAUCUGUGACGCCGAAGAAGUCAAGAAGGAGGAGGAGAGCAGUGAGGCUGAGAGCAGCUCCGAGGAGUCCGAACUCAGGGAAAGAACCAGCAGCACCCCCUCCACAGGCUCCACUGAGCUCCAUCUCGGGGCCUCCGCUGCCAACAUCCCCAACAUUGAGAAGAUCAACCUCAAUGAAGAUGUUUUCAUGCCCGACACAAAGUUCAUUAAACUGUGUCUGAAUAACGUAGUGACGGAGGAGGUGGAUAAUUGCAGAACAGAUCAGGGUAUCGCUGCCUUUUUUCCUUUUUUUUUCCUCCCCCUCUUUUGUUUCCCAUUUCACUUUUGCACUGCAUUACGGUGGUUGAGAGGAGAAGCGCUGACUUUAGGGCCAUUAUUAUGA
Penaeus indicus is the source of this 762-nucleotide messenger RNA. RefSeq names its product SEC14-like protein 1. Bases 25 to 762 code for a protein of 245 amino acids. Lineage: Eukaryota; Metazoa; Arthropoda; Malacostraca; Decapoda; Penaeidae. The record is from RefSeq and is a predicted model, not a curated record. Gene Ontology annotation, molecular function: phosphatidic acid transfer activity. Gene Ontology annotation, cellular component: mitochondrial intermembrane space. The transcript has 4 exons. Gene Ontology annotation, biological process: phospholipid transport.